UCGGGUAGCAACGGACCGGACUGGACUGAAGAGAGCUGAGCGAGGGGGCAACGCGGCGCUUGUCUUUUUAUUUGACAAGUUUAAGUUGUUUUAAACUGUUCACGAAGUCGGCAAACAAGUCUGGACUAUACAAUGAGGCGGAGCGAGGUGCUCGCAGCAGAGUCGGUGUCCUGCUUGAAUAAAGCGCUGAUCCACCUGAAGGACAUUUGGGAGGAGAUCGGUAUCCCAGAAGACCAGAGACUGCAGAGGACUAAUGUAGUCAAGAACCACAUUAAGAACUUGUUGGAAAUGAUGGUCAAAGAAGAGGAGUCUCUGAAAAACAGGCUGAUGAGCAGUAUUGAAACAUGCAGGGCAGAAAUGGAGAAGCUUUGUCUGGAACUUCAGCUGCCAUUGUUUGAGGAGGAGAGUGGUAUCAGCAUGCUCCAGCAGGAGAAAAACAUCCGCACACAGGUGGAUGCUCUGACGAAGGAGAAGACUCAGCGGAUGCAGCAGCUGAAGCUUCUUCUGGACCAGGACCAGGACCUGUGCGACAUCCUGUGCUCCAUGUCUUACGGCAUCGCUCCCGACUCCGUCCCCUCCCCGGAACAGCUGGAGAACUUCCGGCAGCACAUCGCCAACCAGAACGAAGAGAAGACGAGGCGGUAUGCUGAGUUCACAGACAUCAAAAGGCAGAUCAUCUUGCACAUGGAGCAGCUGGACCACAUCCCUGAGACCAGCUUUGAGAAGGACGUGGUCUGUGAGGACGAGGACUCUUUUUGCCUCUCCAGAGACAAUAUCACAUCCCUCAAACUGCUUCUCUGCCAGCUGGAGGAGCGUAAAGCAGAGAACGAGGCGAUGUGUGAGAGUCACAGGGAGAAGAUCCAGCAGCUGUGGGACAGACUGCAGGUGCCGCAGGAGGAGAGAGAGGCCUUCAACGAACACAUGGUCACAUCCAGGAAGAGGAACUUGGAAGCGUUGCGAGCAGAGGUCCAGCGUCUAGAGGAGCUCAAACUCCUAAACAUCCGAAAUGUCACAGAAGCCAUCCGCUCUGAGAUCGCCGUGUUCUGGGACAGGUGCUUCCUCAGCAUCGACCAGCGGCAGGAUUUUGCACCAUAUUUUAGCGAGGACUUCACUGAAGAGCUGCUGAGCGUGCACGAUGCUGAGAUCCAGCGCUUGAAGCGGCAUUACGAGGACCACAGAGAGCUUUUUGACGGGGUUCACCAAUGGGAGGACAGCUGGAGACUCUUCCUGGAGCUGGAGAAAAAAGCCACAGAUCCGACAAGAUUUGCAAACAGAGGAGGGAAUCUUCUCAAAGAGGAGAAGCAGAGGUCUGAGCUGCACAAAAGUCUGCCCAAGCUUGAGAAAAAACUAAAAGCCGAGAUCGACGUGUGGGAAAGUGAACAGGGUCAGGAGUUUCUGGUCAGCGGGCAGAAGUUCCUGCAGUACGUGGAGGAGCAGUGGGAGCUGCACCGAAUCGAGAAAGAGAAGGAGAAACAAGAAAGGCAUCUGAAGAAGAGCAAACAGACUGAGGUGGACAUGCUCUAUGGAACAGCUGUACGCACCCCCACCAAACGCAGAUUCCUCGGCACCACCACCCCAAACAAAACACGCAAGUUUAAUGCCACUUCCAGCAUCUCUAGCGCCACCUCUAACAGCACCAUGCGCUCUGCUUUUGGUGGAACUGUCUGUCGCUCGCCUGUGCCCCGCCCACCGCUCUCGGCAAACAAGGUUCCAGCGGUGCGGACGCCCGGUAGCAGUAGACCCCCCAACCCACGACUGCAGGGCUGUAACAAGGAGAACGAGGUCCGGUCGAAGGGGACCCCUCUGAGUGGUGGGUUGCUGAACUCCGCUAGUCCACAGCCUAACUUCAGCAUAACCUCUGUUGCCAGCACAUAUUCUGAAUUUGUGAGGGACUUGGUCAACACUGAAUCUGUUCAGUCAAGCGAGACCUGUCCAAAGCCUCCAACACCAAGAUCCAGCACGACGUCCUGAACUCCACCAGCACCAACCUCUGACCUCCCCGCUCACAUCGUCGCCCUUUCAAUGAAGUUCUGAUUCCUUCCCAUGUGGAUCUCUGCUACCUGCUAUAAAAUGUAAAUGAAGGUGAUAAUAUAUUAAGUGUUGAGUCAGUGGUAAACACUUUAAACAGCUGUUAUAUAAAUGAGACUUUGCGCUGUCCAUCACUGUGUGUAUGAGGAUAACAUAUGUAUGUCACUAACACUACUGUUAUGGAUGGAGGUAGUCUGUGACCUCCAGUGCUUCUAACGAGCCUAUCAUUGAGAGCACCUCCUUUUAUAGAGCAGCCAGGCUGAUGAGCACAGACUGGGUGCAAUCAGGACAGGUGCUCUCAAUGAUAGGCUCGUUAGACGCACUGGAGGUCACAGGCUAACUCCAUCCGUAACACUGCUUUGGCUCUCUAAAUGUAUGAAGAGGCAGUAAAUGUCUGCAUCGAUUAGUGCACAUUUAAACGAAAGAAAGUUAAAGAAUCGUCUCUUGAAUUUAUGCAAUCUGGGGUUAAAGGCCAAAUGUAUUAUGAAUACUACUUAUGCACUUUUUUACUUAGAACAUAUUUUUGCAGUGCACACUCACUGUCAUCCAACUCUGUUUUUAUAUUUUUAUGUAUGCUGUAAAUAGUUCUGUCUCCACUCCUUCUCUUCAUAGGACUGUUUGACAAUAAGCUUGUUGUUUAAACAGACAGUUGAAAUAUGUCAUGUAUAGGUGCUGCGCUAUUGUUUGAAUAUAGUUAAAUCAUUUGGAUUCAAUACACUAUUGUGACUGAUUUGAAAAAAGCUUGUCAAAAUGCAUUAAAUGUUUUUUCACUUAUAAAUAAA
Labrus bergylta (ballan wrasse) is the source of this 2810-nucleotide messenger RNA. It is a transcript of the gene prc1b, whose product is annotated as protein regulator of cytokinesis 1b. Gene Ontology annotation, cellular component: mitotic spindle midzone; spindle; cytoplasm. Lineage: Eukaryota; Metazoa; Chordata; Actinopteri; Labriformes; Labridae. Gene Ontology annotation, molecular function: microtubule binding. The record is from RefSeq and is a predicted model, not a curated record. Gene Ontology annotation, biological process: mitotic spindle midzone assembly; microtubule cytoskeleton organization.